Messenger RNA from Lepisosteus oculatus (spotted gar), 4928 nucleotides. It is a transcript of the gene cdv3, whose product is annotated as carnitine deficiency-associated gene expressed in ventricle 3. Lineage: Eukaryota; Metazoa; Chordata; Actinopteri; Semionotiformes; Lepisosteidae. Gene Ontology annotation, cellular component: cytoplasm. The record is from RefSeq and is a predicted model, not a curated record.
GGUUGGCUUUUCGAGCAUGCUAGUCAGCGGCUGAAGGCAUAGGGGCAGAUGUAACUGUACUUUAGCUUUUGCUUUAAACACGUGAAUAGCAAAGCAUCGGUCAAGGAAAAUCAAGUCAGAUACUGUUAGUGUUUUAUUUUUGAAGUAGUACAGUUUAAAAUUUGAAAUAAAAGUUAUUUUUAUUAUAUAUUUUUUUUAAAAAAUUGAACAUGGCGGAUAUUGAUAAUGGUGGUGCGGAGAAGAGCUUGGACGAUUUCUUUGCCAAGCGGGACAAAAAGAAGAAGAAAGAAAAAACUAAAGGGAAAGAGCAGGCGAUAGCCCCAGGACCUAUUAGUCUGAAAAAGAAUAAAAAAGAGAAGGAGAAGUCUGCGAAAAAUGAAAACCAAGACACCCAGCAGGAAAAGGAGGAUGAAGAAUGGAAGGAGUUUGAGCAGAAGGAGGUGGACUACACUGGACUUAGGCUCCACGCUCUACAGCUGAGUGAUGAGAAGGAGGAGGAGGAGUAUGAGAAGAAAGAAGAGCUGGGAGAAGAUGGGGAAAUAAUAGUCUUCAGUGGAGACAAGACAUCAGGGCCAUGGAACAAGUCUGCACCUGCUGCCCCUGUCUCUGUUGCACCCGUGGAAGUUGAAGUGCCGGAGCCAAAGCCGGCAGGCGUGUACAGACCUCCCGGAGCCAGAAUGAGCACAACGAAGAGGGGGCCUGCGCAGGGGCCCCCCGAAAUCUUCAGCGACACCCAGUUCCCUUCUCUGCAGGCCACUGCCAAGCAUGUGGAAACCAAAAAGGACAGAGAAAUGGAGAAAACAUUUGAGGUAGUGAAACACAAAAACAGAGCACGAGAGGAGGGUGGUGGGGGAAAGGCCAUGGCUCAGCAGCUGCAGCUUGACAACCAGUACGCUGUCCUUGGAGACAAGUAACAUUGCGCUUAAAUCUUGCCUGAGAGCUGGUACCCAUCCAAUCACCCAUGGUAACUAAACUACAGCUAUGGAUUACAUCUGCUGUUGCAGAACUGGGCCAGAAACGACAAGACUCAGCCGAUAAAGACCUAGACCAAAUUUAAGGGCCAUUAUGAAAGUGUGUGCUUUACAACAGUGGAACAGGAAUAAUUAAAAAAAAAAACAUCUUUUGUCUACUGUGGAUCAUAUUUAGUAAAGAGGAGGUAAGAACGAUAACUGGUUUUAACUGUCACUAUGCCAAGCAGAGAAGUGGUUUUAUAAACUACUGGGUUUGUAGCUGUUUUGCAGCCAAACUGCGCAUUUGUUUCACAGCAAUUUUGUGGUGGGAGUUAUAGCCUUGUGAGAGGGGCUACUACCUCAGGUGUGUAACCAGUUAAAACUGUUGACCAUACCUUGCAUUGGAUCCUGAAAACGCCAUUGCUUUAAAAGGAGGACACCUGACCUGUUCAGUUCUGAAUUUGGAAGACCGGACUGAAGGAUGGGACAUUGUGAAACUCGCCGAGGGAAAAGGUUAUGAUCUGCUUUACAAGAAUGACUCUUUAAAGUGCCCUUACUGUAAAAUAAAGCUAGAAUCCUGUGUGGCGUCCUCUAAGAAGAUUUUGGGUUUUAUUUUAUAGGCAGUAGCUCACUCCUGGAACACACCACUUUGAAAAAAGCAAUCUUUCUGUGCAUCCCCGACUAAGAAGGUAGUGCAAAGCUGUAGUUUGAGUUCCUACGGAAUUUGCAAAUGAACUGCUCGUUUUUUUUUUUCCAACUGACCCCAUGCCCGCCAUCCAUUUGUUUUUGUUCACAUUGGCAAACCAUUUUAUGGUUAACAUUAAAGAUGUACUUUGUAAACUAAAGGAUAAUUAACUUCUUAACUAGUUUAUUGUUGUGUCUUUAUCUGUUGUUUCUGGCUUUGCUUCAAUCUUAACUUGAGAAUUUCUUUUUCUCCCCCUGGUAUCUCUGGAUUUGAAGAAACUGGUUUUAAUGCAUUCAGCCACAUGUAUGGCAAGCAUAUACCUGUUCCAGACAUUUUCUUGUUUUUCUCCAUGUGUGUGGUUUGAGUGCUGUAAGAAUUGCAAUGGUAACAGCAUCUGUGGGCAUGUAAUUUGUUUGAGACUGACAAUGAAAGGGUGUUAAUUGAAAGAUAAAAUAUUGAUGCUGUUUACUUUCAGUACCAACUAGAGCAAUACUUUCUUGAAAGUAAUUUCUUUAGAAAUAAAAUAACUUGGCCGGGGGAUGACUGAAAUUAUUUUAUAUAAGAAGUAGAUAAAAAUGAAUAGUCAGAACUGUGGGUCACAUUGAGUGAUAAAGUUAUUAUAUGAGCAACAUAUUGAUUAAUUUCAAAGUCCCAUCUAUCUGUUACAUGUGGAGGAUGCAGGUUAGUGAUGGAAAGCACCCCUGAAAGCAGACUGCAGUGUCGGAAUGUCCACAUCUCUACAAUAUAUUUAGAUGCUGGUGUUAAACUGAAGUCUCAUUGAAGGGUGACUUGGCACAAUCUAUUUAUAAUAAUGUCCUGAUAUUGACUGCACACAAGGAAGAAGCUUUAACGGCUUAAAUGUGAGCUUUGCAGACUUCAGACAUUUUAUAUUAAGGAUUGAAAAUUGAUGUCUCCCCUCUUUAACAUAUUUCAGUAAGUACAAUAUUAAUUCCUUUUCAGAUUUUGUAAAAGCACUGGUUGUUCUAUGAACUCCCUCAAUUUGGAAUGGCUUUUAUCUUUGUUUUGGCUCAUAUUGACACCCCCCAGUAUCCACAUUGGCAAAAAUGCCAACCUCCAGACUGAUGAGCUCUGAUGAGCCCCGCCUGUCGAGCCAUUCAUUAUUUUGACGUGCUGCAGGCUCUGCCGAAUUUCACAGGAAGUUCAGCACCAAUUUUUUGCUUCACGAAUGUCACAGGAAACCUGCCGUUUCUCCCUGGGAGCUGAGAGCGCACUGACUGACCCUGUCCUGGGCAGCGCUUAGCCAGUGACGCACUGCUGCCUGUGAAGCACAGGUCACAGUCAAAUAGACCCAGCUGGAACUCCCCUGAUGAAAUCUGAUCUGUCCUGUAUGAAGAAUGAUGUUUUUUUAAUUUGCUGCAAAGGAUAUUAAUGCUGCAGAAAUCAAAUGUUUUAGUUUUUAACACUGACACCAUUGUGAUGAUAAUCGCAUAGAUCAAUUUAGAUGUUAACAAAGAUCCAGUCCUGUCCUGUGUGUACAAUGCCCCAAACCCCAGACAUCUGUCAUUAUUUCUAAUAAUGGUUUGUCAUAAAUUUUAUUGUCAGUUGAGUUAUUAAUGGAAACCGAAACUGAAGUGUUGCCAGAAAGGUUUUGUAAAAUGGAGACCUGACAUGGAUCCCCACCCCCCCCCACAGUAAGACCUGGAACCACUUGUUGUCCAGGAGAUGCCUCAUAUGGAGUAAUAUUUGGUGGUGCUGUUGUUUUUUUUUAACAAGGCAGUCAUGCACUUUGCUUCUGUGUGGACAAGAUCACUGUCAUCUGGCCUGGGGAGUUGUAGCUUAUAGCCAGCCUGCCCACACAGUCCUGGGAUGUACAGUUAUGGGAAUAGUUCUGUAAUUGAACUGUAGCUGAAGAGGGGAUCCCACACAUGCUGUAGGAUAAAAUUCCAGUGCUUUGCCUGGCUAUGGCACAGUUAUGAUAGUUUUUCUAUUGUGUGAUCUGUGUGUACACAUGAGUGGUGGUCUGCUGUACUCUUGAGCUGAUGUAUCACUGCAUAAUGUCCUUUAACCUGGAUGUUUUCUCAUGGUUUCUAUUGUGUUAUGUUCCCUUUUAGCCCAUUAGUUGAAUCCAGUGUUUCUGGCAGUCUCAGACAUCUGCUAACCUGUGCCUGUUUUUAUUAGUAGUUUAUAUUUGUGUCUAGCAUUGCGUUACUGAUUUUUAAUUCUAAGGAGUUUUGCAUUUAUUCGCAGAGUCUUAAUAUAACAUGUAAUCUAGUUGCCUAGUGAAAAUCAACACAAAAAGUUCAACUUUCUUCCUUUGCCUUUAGCAAAUGUCAUUCAUUUUUGCAUUUCAUCUUUUAAGCAAACAUUUUAAACAUUCAACAUUCACACAGCUCCAAGCCAAGGCUGCUAUUAAAAACCAAGAAACUUGUUCAAACAUUUUUGCAAAAAGAAGUACCCUACUUCUACAGUUAAUCCAUAUUGUAUUUUUGCAGAUUAGUCAACGAUAAACAUCUUGAUUUGGCUAAAGGAUAUAGUCAGUAUAUGUUAUAGAACACAAUCUAUUAUGGGCUGCGUCAGAAGUACAUUUGUUAGUUAUUAUUAGUAAUUGAAAGUAUUUCACAAUGUUGUUUACAGUAAAAUGACGAGAACAGACUGUUAUGGAACAGACAUGACAUAGCUGAAUACAUUAUGCUGGUUAACGGUAGUCAUCAAUAGGGGGUCUACUGUGGAUGUCUUGAGCUGUGUGUGUGGCCACUGUUGGAGCCCGGCUGUGUAUCUGCAAUGUAUGCUUUGCACCAUGUGUCAAGAAAUAUUAAGAUAUUCGUCAGUCUACAACAGCACUUUAUGAAAAGAUGCGCACCACGGACGUUUCACAAUACAAGUACUUUUUAAGACCGUUUAAUUAUUCUGUGGUUGCAUGAGUCCUGCUCAAUUGUAAACAUUGUUCUGCAGUCCAUUAACAUUUCCAUAUAUGCGACAUCUCUUCAGUUCCUAAUUCAUCUUCAGUUUAAAAUAGCCCUUUUAAUUAUUGAAAUAUAUUUUCAUCACGUUGGAACUGCAAAAACAUUAAAAUGUCUAUAUUUGCGUUGGCUAUUCUACACAAAAACUGAAGGAGGCAUGUCGCAGUAGAUUAUUAAUACUUCUAAAAUUAGGAUGAAGCUUUUCUCCAAAUCUUAAAGUUUCAAAACCGUCCUAUACCAUUUUCCUAUUUUCUGAAAUAUCGGCAUGUGUAUCUUAUUUCUAUUUUCUUAUGUUUAUUUUUGUUGAGAUUUCAUAGACUAGAUAGCAACAUGCCACAGACUACACUAAACAAUAAAAUUUGAUUGAAAACA